UGUCAAGAGCAGAGACCCUGGGCCCUGGUCUGGGCUUUCCUCACUGUAAGGGGCACACUUUCCUGUCCUGUGGCCCCCUCGCUCCCCCUCCUGGCCCCUGGACAGCUCCCUCCUGAGACCACUGUGGGUCCCUUCUGGGUGGCCCCUGAGCACUCUCAGCAUGAACUGCGUGUCAGAUUUCUUCACCUACGAGACCACCAAGUCAGUGGUGGUGAAGAGCUGGACCAUCGGGGUGAUCAACCGAGCAGUCCAGCUCCUGAUCAUCUCCUACUUUGUGGGGUGGGUUUUCUUGCACGAGAAGGCAUACCAGGUGCGGGACACAGCCAUCGAGUCCUCGGUGGUGACCAAGGUCAAGGGCUUUGGACGUUAUGCCAACCGAGUCAUGGACGUGUCGGAUUAUGUGACCCCACCCCAAGGCACAUCUGUCUUUGUCAUCAUCACCAAGAUGAUCGUUACUGAAAACCAGAUGCAAGGAUUCUGCCCCGAGAGCGAGGAGAAGUACCGCUGUGUAUCAGACAGCCAGUGCGGGCCCGAGCGCUUCGCGGGUGGGGGCAUCCUCACCGGGCGCUGCGUGAACUACAGCUCUGAGCUCCGGACCUGCGAGAUCCAGGGCUGGUGCCCUGCUGAGGUGGACACUGUGCAGACGCCGGUCAUGAUGGAAGCCGAGAACUUCACCAUCUUCAUCAAGAACAGCAUCAGGUUCCCCCUCUUCAACUUUGAGAAGGGCAACCUCCUUCCCAACCUGACGGCCCAGGACAUGAAGACCUGCCGCUUCCACCCUGACCGGGCCCCCUUCUGCCCUAUCCUGCGGGUGGGGGAUGUGGUCAAGUUCGCAGGACAGGACUUUGGCAAGCUGGCCAGCACGGGUGGCGUCCUGGGCAUCAAGAUCGGCUGGGUGUGCGACCUGGACAAGGCCUGGGACCAGUGCAUCCCCAAGUACUCCUUCACCCGGCUGGACGGCGUGUCCGCUAAGAGCAGUGUCUCCCCAGGCUACAACUUCAGGUUUGCCAAGUACUACAAGAUGGAGAACGGCAGUGAGUACCGCACGCUCCUGAAGGCUUUCGGCAUCCGCUUCGAUGUGCUGGUAUACGGAAACGCGGGCAAGUUCAACAUCAUCCCCACCAUCAUCAGCUCAGUGGCGGCCUUCACCUCUGUGGGAGUGGGGACCGUGCUCUGUGACAUCAUCCUGCUCAACUUCCUCAAAGGGGCCGACCAGUACAAAGCCAAGAAGUUUGAGGAGGUGACGGGGCCCGCAGAGGCCAAGGGCCAGACAGGGAGAGGUGAACGAGACCACGCUGAAAGCCGCUGCUUCGGCCAACCCGGUGUACCCCAGCGACCAGACCACUGAGGAGAAGCAGUCGACGGACUCAGGGGCCUAUUCGCUCAGCCACUAGGGCCCCUUCCCAGGCCCCCUGCUCACCCCUGGGCUCCAGGCCUCCCAACGGGGGACCUCCCCUAAGCAGGGCGGGACUGCAAAGGGGUCCCUCUUCCUGCCGCUCACCCCAUGAGGCCACAGCUGGGACCCAGGCCUCCCAGUGCUCCUGCAGACAGGAAGCACUAAGACCUCGGUCUCACCCCUGCCCACCCGUCUGUUUCCCAAGCCCCCGAGUCGGCCCCGUUCCAGACAGUAGAGGUAAUAAUAGUACGAAUGAGUGCCAGGCACUUUCCCACAAUUAUCUCACGUAAUCCUUAGAAUAGUCCUACGAGAUAGAUAGUAGUUUCUCAAUUUUAGGGAUGAACCAAGGCCCAGAGAGACUGAGUCAUUUGCCCAAGGCCACACAGCCAGGGAGGAAGAGUGCUGGGAUGGAAGCCAGGUCUGACCAGCUCAUCGCCCACACCCCAGGACUGACUCCUAGGGGCAACCUGGCCCGUUGGCCCCAGUUGCUUCAGCCUCCCUGCCCCCGACUAUGGUCACCUUCAGCUUAAUCGAGAGUAAGCCCCUUGCUUUCCAGAAGCUCAGACAGGCCCACCCCAGGGGAGGCCGUUAGACAGUGUGUGGGCAGUGUGUGGGCGCGCUCCCUGGUGUGGGUGGCUCCUAAGUCAGAAGGACACAGGAGGGAGACUCCCGGUAAGGUUUUCCUUGCCCCACCCCACCAUGCCCUCUGCACACCAGGCUGUUUUUGUUCUGGCUCCGAGACACCCGAGAUCGAGACCGGAGACCCCUCCCGCCUCCACACAGACACACACAGGAUCAGGGUGGGACUUGAUUCCCGGACCUGGGGCCCAGCUCUAGGUCAGCAACACCCCACACACCCUCAAGAAAACAGAAAAAGGCCGCAGUGAGGCCUGGUGUCGUCUGCAGGGGCCAGCAGGCCUGUCCCCUAGGGCCAGCAAGGUCAGCUUUCUGAUGUUAGAUGCUGCAGGAGCCUCGAAAGCGCCUUGUCCGAGUCUCUUGGUUACGCUAGAGAACAGAGAGAGAGCUACUGGCUUGUCCUGUGCCGCGUAGUGGCUGGCAGGACACAGGUGCCCUGCAGCUCAGGAAGCAAGCCAGGGCCGGAGGCCAGCAGUGCUGAGGUGGAAGCCACCGUCCCUGGCAGCCAGAGCCCUCCCCGGCUCUCCCGGGGUGGAAGGUGCUGAGACCCACUGGGCGCCAUGGAGGGCCUGGCCCAGGCCUGGCGCUGCCUAAGACACAUACAACUGGGGCAUCUUUUAAAACAUAAUUCACAACAGAAUGCGAGAUGGGGCUCCUUCUGCCCGUGAGCAGCCCUGAAGUAUGUAAGUUUCAUCCGCAGAUCCACUCUGGAAAAAUCGGGGGCAGGCAAAGCAGAGGCGACCUCACUGGCAUGGAGGGCUGGUCCCUCUGCAGAGAUGUGAGCACCAGGUCACGGCACCUGGCUGGGCCGCCUGGGAAUGGGGGAGGGGCGAGCCCUGGCAAAGUUCCCCUCCCUGGGGGGAGGGGUAGGAUUCCUCAUGGCACCUUCACCUCCAGCCCUUCCUCAGGAUGGUGGGGUGACACCUCCCCAGGGGCAGCCCCGGGAAUCGGGCGUGUCUGGAGGUCCAUUGUGCAGGGCCAUCAGUGAGGGCAGCUCCCCCUUCUCCAGCUGGGAGCGGCCGGCACCCCUGCGACUCCAGCUCUCAGCAGGCGGAGCUGAGGCUGGGAUCUCAGGAAUGUUCUUCGAGGAGGAGGUCAAGGCAGCUCAGGGAAGAGCUGCCCUCCCCCCCAAGCCCCUUGCUUCCUUCAGACAGGGGCGUCCUUCCAGCGGGUCCCUCCUGAGCCUGCAGGAGGCUGCAUGAACGCAUGCAUCAGCCCUGCAUCCCGCCACAGCUCAGCUAAGCCACCACGCCCAUGUGCUCCACUGGGGGCUUGAUCUGAGGAGUACGAACAGGAGCUCCCUCCUCCCCGCACCAGCGCCAACAUAAUCACGUGGCCCCCAACCCGGCUGAGGUUGCUAUGGUUUGUUAUAAUCAUAUAAUCAUGCUAGAAAAAGAAAUCUGCAAUACGUGGAAACUUGACUGGAAUCCCUGCUCAUUCCAAGCACUCCGUGGUGUCUUUAUGCAGCAUAAGAGCUAAUAAGCAGCUUACCCAGUGGGUAAAUGUGUAUCGGCAUGGUGUGGCCCAACCCUCACCUUACAGAAGCAGAAGCGGAGGCUUGGCAAGGCUCAGGCGCUGCAAGGGGAGAGCUGGGACUCAAGCCCAGAUCUUUAGGACUGUGGAAUCUGGGAUCUUGACCUCUGUGCUCCAUUCCUCUGGGGAAAACAGGACACUUAUUGGCAUCUUCUUUUCUGAAUGUUUGCUGCUGUAACAAGUAAACAGCCAGUUCCCAAUAAAGUAAAUCAGAUAGCCUCCUC
Messenger RNA from Condylura cristata (star-nosed mole), 3789 nucleotides. It is a transcript of the gene P2RX3, whose product is annotated as purinergic receptor P2X, ligand gated ion channel, 3. NCBI's taxonomy places the organism in Eukaryota, Metazoa, Chordata, Mammalia, Eulipotyphla, Talpidae. The record is from RefSeq and is a predicted model, not a curated record. Gene Ontology annotation, molecular function: extracellularly ATP-gated monoatomic cation channel activity; purinergic nucleotide receptor activity; ATP binding. Gene Ontology annotation, biological process: response to ATP; monoatomic cation transmembrane transport. Gene Ontology annotation, cellular component: nuclear inner membrane; plasma membrane. The transcript has 12 exons. Bases 161 to 1348 code for a protein of 395 amino acids.